AUGGCAUACACUGCCAGCCAUUUUGCACGCGAUCGUAAAGAAUGGGUCAAAGAACUCGAGUACUUCAACAAAGUCUGGGAGAAACUGACGAUAUCGCGGUCCAAUCACUGGCAACGCAAGCAGGCCCUUCUGAUCCGCAUCGAAAGCAAGCUUGCCACUUUGCUGCCGACGGACGCUGAAAAAGGCACCGGAACGUGCUUCGCCGAGAAGGUUCGCCAAAUACUCGACUCGAUAAGAAUAGCCAACGAAGAUGCCAUCCUUCGCGGAGAGAUACUCAAAAUGCUUGUCCCGGCCAUUGGUCGACUCAUGAUUCCAGGAGGCCCAGAUUCCGAUACUUUUGCAAUGAAAAUGGACCAGAAGGUAGAAAGGCUUGACAAGGAAUGGCAGGAAAAGUCUCCGAAAAAGGGUGAAAUCGAGGACUUCAGGCAGGCACAACUUCGUUCAAGAUGGACAUCUCUCUCUGUGGUAUCUCCAAUUUGCCUUUGUCCCCAGUGCGUGAAGCGCCGUUGA
Messenger RNA from Penicillium argentinense, 510 nucleotides. RefSeq lists its product as uncharacterized. The record is from RefSeq and is a predicted model, not a curated record. The coding region runs from base 1 to 510 and encodes 169 amino acids. The transcript has a single exon. NCBI's taxonomy places the organism in Eukaryota, Fungi, Ascomycota, Eurotiomycetes, Eurotiales, Aspergillaceae.